Molecule: messenger RNA, 1407 nt
Organism: Colletotrichum graminicola M1.001
Lineage: Eukaryota; Fungi; Ascomycota; Sordariomycetes; Glomerellales; Glomerellaceae
Product: fungal specific transcription factor domain-containing protein
Exons: 4
Coding region: 1-1407 (468 amino acids)
Biological process (GO): DNA-templated transcription
Molecular function (GO): DNA binding; zinc ion binding
Source: RefSeq, a predicted model, not a curated record
AUGAAGCAGAGAGAUGACCAGAGGUUUGAUCCCGGUCGCAUAUUCUACAACCAGGCGCGUAGCUUGAUUCCAGACGUUAUCGAACGUUCUUGCGUCAGCGCAUCCUAUGUAUACAUGGGAUUAGCCUUGCGCAAAGCGCUUGCCAUCGGCCUCCACCAGGAACCCGACGAAUCUGCCUUUAGUCCGGAAGAACAAGAGGCUAGAAGAAGGUUGUGGUGGUCUAUAUACUCUCUAGAGAGAACUAUGACUAUUAAGCUCAACCGCCCGCGAUCUAUCAGCCAGGACAUCAUCUCAGCCCGCCUCCCUCGACGAAUGAGCCGAGACUCAGUCCAAAAAUUCGACAACGUUCAACACCAGAUAGCCAACGCAACCUUUGUUCUCAUCAUUGACAAGCUCUCACAACCAGGUGCAUGGUCACGGAUUAACCAAACUCCUUCAGCGUCAGAGAAUUUCAACUCUUGGAACAGCGCCCAGGAUUCCCUAAAGAAAUGGAAGAAAGAUCUGCCGCCCUCAAUCCGUCUUCUAAAUGUUGACCCCAAGUCUUCCAGCUACAGGACCGUAUUCCACCUUCAUCUUAACUACUAUUUUGCUUCAAUAGAUAUGGGUAAAGUCUCAGUCGUCACUGUCGUCAAAGCCCGGCUUCGCGCGGCUUUUCGUCCCCAGGAUGAGCCUCAAAGUAUCAGCAAAGAUGUUGAACGGUCCUCGGAUGCGUGUGUAAAAGCAGCGAAGAAAAUGAUCGAGCUCUUUGAGUGCCUGUAUCGCAGCGGCAACUUGGCGCGGUUCUCUUUUACGGACUUCCAGGGCUGCAGUAUUGCCACGAUCAUCCUGUUGCUUGCAGGCAUCCUGACCCGAGACUCAGGGUAUGAGGGCCGUAUAGCCUUCGGGCUGGACUGUCUUCGCCGGAUGGCUUGUGGCGGGAACGUUACGGCGCAGGUGGGAGUUCGCUUUAUUGAGACUUUGCGCUCCAUCACCAACGAAGCAAGGUCCAAGUUUAUGGCAACACAACAGGGUCAAGAAAAGAGCUCUGAUACAUCAGCGGAAGAGACAGUUGAUUAUUUGUGUUGGGAAGAGUGGCUUGCCAAUGCUAAACGAGUUCACGACGCUUCGGAAGGCGAAUCUGAACAAGAAUUUCCCGAGUUAACAGUCAACGUAACGAGACCAUUGUCACUGCGGCAUGGGAUGCAAACCGCUCCAUGGGACGAGUCCGAGGCAUCGCAGCUUGAAAACGUAUUGACGUCAGGAUUCUCUCUGCCAAUGGACAGUACAGCGUCCCUUCACACCCAGCAACCGGUGGCCGCACAAUCUUCAGAAGAUCUUUGGAUGCCCUCAUUUACCUGGACGAAUGAUCAGACGUAUCUAAUGGGUUUGACUGGCAUGGGUGUUUUAGACUUCACAGACCUGUCGUGA